Molecule: messenger RNA, 699 nt
Organism: Anthostomella pinea
Lineage: Eukaryota; Fungi; Ascomycota; Sordariomycetes; Xylariales; Xylariaceae
Source: the annotation of a GenBank genome assembly
AUGGCCCCCAACUCGCGUAUCAUCCUCACCCGCCACGCCCAGGCCGAGCACAACGUCGACCUCGACUACAGCAUCCCCGAUGCGCCGCUCACGCCCCUGGGUAAGAAGCAGGCCGCCUCGCUGUCGCGUCAGAUGUCCGACCUGCAGAAGGAAGCCGACCUGAUCGUCUCCUCGCCCCUGCGGCGCACCCUGCAGACCACAUAUAUGGGCUGGGCGCCGGCAGUAGAGCGUCUCGGCGGCCUGAAGAAGGUCGUCUGCCUGCCCCAGGCCCAAGAAUGCAACGACCACCCAUGCGACACGGGCUCGCCGCGGGAGAAGUUGGAGGCGGACCCGGAGUUCGCGUCCUUCAACCUCGAGCCGCUGACCCCGGACUGGACGAGCAAGCGCGGGUUCUGGGCCGCGGACGAGGCUUCCCUCAAUGCUCGCGCGAACUGGGUGCGCAAGUUCCUGCGCGAUCGCCCCGAGAAGAACAUCGUGCUCGUUGCUCACGGCGAUAUCUUGCGUCGCAUCACGGCGACCCCGAAGGGCAACAGUGGGUACAAUUGGAAGAACGCUGAGGUGCGCAUCUUUGAAUUCGACCCCAAAUCUGUCGAGUCGGAGGAAUGCUGGCUGUACCAGAAGGAAGAUGUUGCAGCUGCCGGCGGGUACGGACCCACGAGUACGGAAUUGGACAUUGAGGAGGCAGCCGGGAAGCUCUGA